CAAAUAUGGCAACUUCUGGGCGUGGGAUCUCUCUGCUGUGAGGUUGGAGUUGAGGAGAGAGGGGAUGCGCCGCCAAGAACUACGCACGGUGUUUCAGCAACUUUAAGCUUCCAAAAAACAUGAAAGAGCCUAGAAAUCGAAUAUAUGACAAACAUCAACAGAGCAUGUGAAAAGCAGCCAACACAAGAUCUCACAUUCAGUAAAAAAAAAAAGACUCAUCUUAACCAUCGUUGCACUACAGAGGUCACUUUCAGCUCCUGACUGACUUCGAUAGCCCAUCAUGCCACUGAUUGUGUUUCACACUUCCCAACUGCUGUGGGUGCGUUUAGCCGCCCUGCUGUUCACCUGCGUGGCGUUCAGUGUUGCAGCACAUGGAGCCUCACUUCCCCACGGAGGCAUGGCUGACUGGUGCAUCUUCUGCUGGGCGUUCAGCUUCGCCUGCACCCUACUGGUCCUGCUGGUGGAGCAGUUUGGCCUCCAGGCCCGCACUCCAGUGUCCUGGUCCAACUUCCCCAUCACUAUUGCCUGCUAUGCUGCUCUCCUGUGCCUCUCUGCCUCUAUCAUCUUCCCUGUCUUUUACAUCAAGGACCAGCGGCUCUACGGCGAGGUUCGCGACUAUCGCAUCGUCUCCACCGUCUUCUCCUGCCUAGCCGCGGUAGCCUACAUGGGGGAAGUGAGCCUGACUAAAGCGAGGCCGGGAGAGGUGGCGGGAUACAUGGCUACAGCUCCAGGCCUGUUAAAGGUGUGCCAGACCUUUUUGGCCUGUAUUAUCUUCAUCCUGGUCAGCAACCCUAAUACCUAUGAGCAGCAUGCAGCGCUCAAGUGGUGCAUGGCGGUGUACUGCAUCUGCUUCAUCCUCUCCAUGGCUGUGGUGGUGCUGUGUGUGGGCGAGUGCACCGGCUGUCUCCCCAUCCCGUUCUCCAAGUUCCUGUCAGCGUACGGGCUCCUGGCAGUUAUCAUGUACCUGACCGCUACCAUCAUCUGGCCGGUGUUCCAGUUUGACAAGCAGUACCAGCGUCAAAGCCAAAAUCCAAGACUAAUCGCAGUGGCGGUGCUCACUGCGGUCAACUUCCUGCUUUACCUCGCUGACCUGGCCUACACCGCCAGGCUGGUGUUUGUCACUGUCUAGGAAGAAAGGGAAUAAAGGAGGGAGACGUAUUGAGUGAUGAAGAACAGAAAAAAAGAGGCUAAGAGCUUGAGUGGCUUUGUAUUUUUGACAAAAUAGACAUGAAUCUUUCUCUUUGGUGUCUAAUUAUACAGUGUGAUGGUUAAAUGAGAUGUCCUGUUGAAACAAGGAAAGCUCAAAUGGCUCGCUUGCAGUAUGUACAUGCAUGUUUGAGUUUAAAAUAAAUGCCUAGAUAUCUGCAAUGACAGUAUUUAACCUCGAAUAUGAGUUGCUAUAUCAUAAAAGAUAAGAAGAUGAAAUAUUUUACAUGAUAGUGUGGAAAAAUCAAAGUUGGCAUGUAAUGCUGUUAGAAUCCAAUGAAGUCAAAGACACUGGAACGCAGGAGAAACGUAUUUACUGUAUCUGAGACACACAGAAACUCUUCGGUUACUGAUGGGGAAGCUUCGUUUGCAGUACAUGGACACUUUGAUUUCAUCACAACCUAAAACAUAGAUUUCUUCAUUGUCCUUCUUAUUAUCUUUUGUUUAUAACAUUUUGGAAAAACACUUUGUUCUUUUGUCUUGAUAACAAAGUAUCAGUAUUGAAAGAUUUGACAGAAUGUAAUUUGAGCAAAUAAAGUUUUUAGUUAAACCAAUAAAUAUUUUAUUUGAAAGCA
Molecule: messenger RNA, 1781 nt
Organism: Thunnus maccoyii (southern bluefin tuna)
Lineage: Eukaryota; Metazoa; Chordata; Actinopteri; Scombriformes; Scombridae
Gene: myadma
Product: myeloid associated differentiation marker a
Exons: 2
Coding region: 281-1129 (282 amino acids)
Cellular component (GO): membrane
Source: RefSeq, a predicted model, not a curated record